UCCGCACGCUCCGCGGCCGAUCGUCUGGGAACCGGGGCUCCGAGGGGUGCGGGCUUGAUGGCGGGAGGCUCAGGACUGUCCUCUGGCCGCAAGUACCCCGCCAUCGGUCAGGCGUGACCCCGGCCAAGCGACUCUGAGGAAAGUGAGCCCCCCAAAACACAUCAGAGCAGCAGGAAGGAGAUGCAGCUGGUAUUGGCCCUUGUGGGGGUCCUUCUGGGGGCGCCUGGAAUGCCAGCUUGGGCCCUUGAAGCCUCUGAGGAGACGGAGCUGGAGCCCUGCUCGGCCCCCAGUCUGGAGAAGCAAGAGCAAGAACUGUUGGUGGCCAUCGGGCAAGCUGUGCAGCUGUGCUGUGGGCAGGCUGAGCGUGGUGGCCACUGGUACAAGGAGAGCGGUCGACUGGCACCUGCAGGCCGGGUCCGGGGCUGGAGAGGCCGCCUGGAGAUUGCUAGCUUCCUGCCUGAGGAUGCCGGCCACUACUUCUGCCUGGCCCGGGGGUCUAUGAGCGUCCUGCACAACCUCACGUUGGUUGCAGAUGUAGACUCGUUGACCCUCAGCCGUGGUGAUGAUGAGGACCCUCAAGCUCCCGGGGGCUCCUCCAAGGGCCAUGUGUACCCCCAGCAAGCACCCUACUGGACACACCCCCAGCGCAUGGAGAAGAAGCUGCACGCAGUGCCUGCUGGGAACACUGUGAAAUUCCGCUGCCCAGCUGCGGGCAACCCCACGCCCACCAUCCGCUGGCUGAAAGAUGGACAGGCCUUCCACGGGGAGAAUCGCAUUGGUGGCAUUCGGCUGCGGCACCAGCACUGGAGCCUGGUGAUGGAAAGUGUCGUGCCCUCCGACCGUGGCACCUACACCUGCCUCGUGGAGAACGCCGUGGGCAGCAUCCGUUACAGCUAUCUGUUGGAUGUGCUGGAACGGUCCCCGCACCGGCCCAUCCUGCAGGCCGGGCUUCCGGCCAACACCACGGCUGUGGCGGGCAGCGACGUGGAGCUGCUGUGCAAAGUGUACAGCGACGCGCAGCCGCACAUCCAGUGGCUGAAGCACAUCGUCAUCAAUGGCAGCAGCUUUGGCGCGGACGGCUUCCCCUACGUGCAGGUCCUAAAGACCGCAGACAUCAACAGCUCUGAGGUGGAGGUCCUGUACCUGCGCAAUGUGUCUGCUGAGGAUGCGGGCGAGUACACCUGCCUGGCCGGCAACUCCAUCGGCCUCUCUUACCAGUCGGCCUGGCUCACGGUGCUGCCAGAGGAGGAUCUCACGUGGACAGCGGCCACGCCAGAAAGCAAGUAUACGGACAUCAUCUUGUAUGCCUCGGGUGCCUUUGUCUUGGCCGUGCUCCUGCUGCUGGCAGGCCUGUAUCGAGGGCAGGCCCUCCAUGGCCGCCACCCACGCCAGCCCGCCCCUGUACAGAAGCUGUCUCGCUUCCCUUUGGCUCGGCAGUUCUCUCCAGAGUCCGGUUCCUGGGGCAAGUCAAGCUCGUCUUUGGUGCGGGGUGUCUGGCUGCCUUCCCCGGGCCCCCCCUUGCUGGCUGGUCUUGUGAACUUGGACCUCCCUCUGGACCCUCUGUGGGAGUUCCCUCGGGACAGGCUGGUACUCGGCAAGCCACUGGGAGAGGGCUGCUUCGGGCAGGUGGUUGGCGCAGAGGCCUUCGGGAUGGACCCCACCCAGCCGGACAAAACCAGCACUGUAGCUGUCAAGAUGCUCAAAGACAACGCCUCCGACAAGGACCUGGCCGAUCUGGUGUCGGAGAUGGAGGUGAUGAAGCUGAUUGGCCGACACAAGAACAUCAUCAACCUACUGGGUGUCUGCACCCAGGGAGGGCCUCUGUAUGUGAUCGUGGAGUGUGCAGCCAAGGGAAACCUCCGCGAGUUUCUCCGGGCCCGGCGACCCCCAGGCCCUGACCUCAGCCCCGACGGGCCAAGGAGCAGCGAGGGGCCCCUGGCUUUCCCAGGCCUGGUCUCCUGCGCCUACCAGGUGGCCCGGGGCAUGCAGUACCUGGAAUCCCGGAAGUGUAUCCACCGGGACCUGGCAGCCCGCAAUGUGCUGGUGACUGAGGACAAUGUAAUGAAGAUCGCUGACUUCGGGCUGGCCCGCGGCGUCCACCACAUUGACUACUACAAGAAAAACAGCAAUGGCCGCCUGCCGGUCAAGUGGAUGGCGCCUGAGGCCUUGUUUGACCGCGUAUACACACACCAGAGUGAUGUGUGGUCUUUUGGAAUCCUGCUCUGGGAGAUUUUCACUCUCGGAGGGUCUCCGUACCCGGGAAUCCCAGUGGAGGAGUUGUUCUCACUGCUGCGGGAAGGACAUCGGAUGGACCGGCCCCCCACCUGCCCCCCGGAGCUGUACGGGCUAAUGCGUGAGUGCUGGCAUGCCGUGCCCUCCCAGAGACCCACUUUCAAACAGCUGGUGGAGGCCUUGGACAAAGUCCUGCUGGCUGUCUCUGAGGAGUACCUUGACCUGCGCCUGACCUUUGGCCCCUACGCCGCCCCUUCCGGUGGGGACUCCAGCAGCACCUGCUCCUCCAACGAUUCUGUCUUCAGCCACGACCCCCUGCCCCUGACGUCCACUCCCUUCCCCUUUCCGGGGGUGCAGACAGGAACUGGGGUAUGAGGUGGUGCUGGCGGGCAGGCCCCAUGGUCCGGGGCCUCGUGGCUGACACAGUGUAUAACUCUGGCUGCUCCGAUCUCUGCUUUGGGGAGACCCCCCCGCCUUCAUCUUGGGGCUCCUGGAUAAAGCUUCCUGCUGCGUUCCCAAUCCACAGCGCCAACCGCACCGUGCAGGUUGGAGAUUCCGUGCCAUGGUUUUGUGUAGUGCUGGGGCUUGAACUCAGGGCCCCACUUCCGGCCUUUGAGUGGUUCAUUGGAGAGAAGAGCGUCGUGGAGAUUCUCACCCAGGGCUGGCUUUGAACUAGGAGCCUCAGAUCUUAGCUUCCUCAGUAGCCUGGAUGAUUGGUGUGAGGGUCACCAGCGCCUUGCGGCCAAUGCGAAUAGCCUAGGAGCCUGAGCGGUUGAAUUCUGCUCCUCCUCCUGAGCCUCGGUACCCGAUCCUCGCCACCUGGGCCUCCUUGGGCCUGGCUACAGAGCUGCUGUCCCGAGCCCCUCUUGCUUCAUGACAGGGAAGAGGUUAAGUGCCUUGGGGUCCCACCACCCCAUGUCCCUCCCCCUCUGCUCAUCCCCCCUCAUUCUUGGGGGGCCGGAGGGGGGAGAAAGGGAAGCAACAUUAGCUCUGGUUAUCCUUAAAGAGUCUGGGAAUCCACCAGAAAAACCGCAAGAGCAAAUGACCUUUUAUAAAUUAUUGUUGUUUUUGGAA
This is a messenger RNA of Dipodomys spectabilis (banner-tailed kangaroo rat), 3306 nucleotides long. It is a transcript of the gene Fgfr4, whose product is annotated as fibroblast growth factor receptor 4. The record is from RefSeq and is a predicted model, not a curated record. Gene Ontology annotation, molecular function: fibroblast growth factor binding; ATP binding; fibroblast growth factor receptor activity. Gene Ontology annotation, biological process: protein phosphorylation; positive regulation of cell population proliferation; positive regulation of kinase activity. The coding region runs from base 181 to 2607 and encodes 808 amino acids. The transcript is spliced from 18 exons. Gene Ontology annotation, cellular component: membrane; signaling receptor complex. Lineage: Eukaryota; Metazoa; Chordata; Mammalia; Rodentia; Heteromyidae.